AUGGAUGAUUUCAAACUAAGAGCUGGUGAAAAAAUUGGAGCUUUGCAUGAUGCCGCUUUGGGUGUAGCAAAUAACAGCAAAAUCAAAAUCAAUGAUGCCGUAGAUAAAACUGUUGAGGCUGUUAAUAAGAUCCGAGAGGUUGUUUUAGAGCUGUGGCAGCAUGAGUUAGUAUUAGAAGGCAGGGCUCGAGCGGCGGCCUGGGCGGCCGAGGCGGUGCGUCGGAUCAGGGAAGGCGCUCUGCCCCUCUCACCAGCGGUGCUAUACCAAGAACUGGUUGAUCUAUUCAAGGAUAGAGUAUGGCGUCGCAGCAUGGUGAUCUUCGUAUGUGGUGCUGCGUUAGGUGGGGGCGCAGGCCUGAUGGUAGGGCUCCGGGCCGGCACCCGCGCCCCUCUCGGGCCUCACGCCAGGGCGCUACACACACAAAGCGACCAGACUGUACUCCUGGUCGAAGAUGCUGUGUCUCCAGGAGUGUCAGCGGGGGAGGUGCUAGUCCGUGUUCAGUCGUUCAGCGUGUGUCCCGUGGACCGCGCCGUGCUACGCGGCCGGGGAUCCGCCUUGCGAGCUCUGCUGGGGACCGGGCCCGUCACUGUGGGACGAGGCUUCGCGGGAGUUGUGCUGGACGUGGGUCAAGGGGUCAAUGACCUGGAGCUGGGAGACGAGGUGUGGGGCGUGGUCAGUGAGUGGAGUGGGGGCGGCGCUAGUGAACUACUGGCUAUUAGGAGGAGUCGUGUGAGCCGUUCCCCGCGCGGCGUGUCUCCCCCCCACGCGGCCGCCCUCCCCUGGGGGGGCACGCGGGCCUUGAAGGCGCUGGGAAAAUAUGAUGUGAAGGGCAAGAGAGUAUGUGUGGUAGGAGGCAACACGUCCGCCUCAUGUCUGUUCGUACAGCUCCUGUGUGGUCGAGGAGCGAGGGUGUGUGUCGCUGAACACGUGAAGGCACAUCCAACUAUGAAGGCACUCGGUGCGCACGAGUUCAUCGACCUUUCGUCGGAGGCGUGGUGGGUGUCCCUGGAGAAGGCGGCGUCGCGGGCCGCGCUCUGGGACACGCUCGUACUGGGAGACACCGCGCCUAACAUACCGUAUAAGGGACUUGUCAAAUCUUCAAGUCGCCUGUGUUCCAUCUCGCUCCGCCCCCCCUCCCUGUGGACGGACCGCCUCCCCUCGCCCCUCUGGCCGGCCUUCUGUGUCGCCUUCAUGAUGUACAGGCUGCUCAGGUGGUCAGUUGGUCUCGGUUGGCACACUGACUGGUUGGAAGAUGGUCAUCAGAGUGAACAACUCGAGCUAUUGAGGGAAAUGGUCGACGAAGGACAAUUGGCACCUGUACUAGACAAGGUAUACAUGCCUCACGAUUUCGAAGCGGCGCUCGCACAUGCGUGUAGCGAUGAAGCGGUCGGAACGACAGUCAUACGAUUCCCAUGA
Molecule: messenger RNA, 1416 nt
Organism: Danaus chrysippus (African queen)
Lineage: Eukaryota; Metazoa; Arthropoda; Insecta; Lepidoptera; Nymphalidae
Source: the annotation of a GenBank genome assembly